This is a messenger RNA of Hippocampus comes (tiger tail seahorse), 3869 nucleotides long. RefSeq names its product early growth response protein 1. Gene Ontology annotation, biological process: regulation of gene expression. The coding region runs from base 369 to 2561 and encodes 730 amino acids. NCBI's taxonomy places the organism in Eukaryota, Metazoa, Chordata, Actinopteri, Syngnathiformes, Syngnathidae. Gene Ontology annotation, cellular component: nucleus. The record is from RefSeq and is a predicted model, not a curated record. The transcript is spliced from 3 exons.
UUUAUACCACCCCACUUUUGCCGACAUUGCACUCCUUCCAUUGACUCUCUUUAAAACAUCAUUCAAGCAUAGAGAGUACAGGAAGUGUGACUCCAUACUCGAGCUGGAUGUCAUCAGACUUGAAUAAAACGUCUCCGACCUCUCCAGCGGUUGCGGGGAGCCUGCAGGCUGCAGGUUCCACGGCAACCUAAAUGCCUAAUAGGCUGAGCAUGGCCGUUGCUCGGACCCGGUAGGCUGCUCUGCCAUAGCAACUCCCCCUGACCCCUCCCUCGCCGAGCCCCAGCCAGCAUCACCCUGCGCGCAGCUCAGACAUAUUUGGUCCUCCGGAAGUGUGCGCGGCUCGGAUGUCUAAAUGGGUGUGACCCAAAAUGGAUGGUCAGCUGGCUACAGUCCUGCCGAGAGGCAGCCCGGAGGGCCGACGUGGCAGCCCGGGCGCAGAAUCGCACGAACUGCUGCGAUCGGAGCCAAAGAGGGAGCUGCAGGGGACAGGUUCAGACGCUACCGGGGCAGGUAGCCUCUGGACGUGCCCCAUCAACCAGGAUGCUCUGUCAAUCAACGGGAGAAAGCCAGCGGAGGACGGGACUUGUGAGCCCGCCCCCCAGGAAUUGAGAGAGACUCAUGGGUCGAGGCAACCAAUCAGAAACCAAAUUGUGGUUUCCCCUCUGCGCCAGACGCCCAACGCCGACUCGGCCGCCAGACCCACCAAAGACUCGCCUUUCAGUAGUGCACAAAAACCAAACCAAAUAUCUACGGUCAAGACCAAGGACCAGAGAGUCGAGCUCACGGCAGGGACGCACGCUAGUGGCGAUGUUUUGCUCUCAGAGACCAUCCGCUCGGAUUUCUCAGAAAGCCUAAAAGAAUCGCAUACGGCCAGUGGCGUGAUAUUAGUCGGUCAGGGAGCGAAGAAAGAACAUUUCGAGAGGCAAGUUGAAGACUGUCUGAAGGACUUUGCCUGGGCGGAGGAGCAAAGCGAGCCGCUGGACCUGAGUCUGCCCAAGAAAAGAGAGAGCCGAGAGCCCAGGCACGCACGCUUUCUGGACCCGUGCGACAGCUUGCUGAUUAUGGAGGUGGACGAAUACGAGGGUGAGGGAGACCGGGAUGUGGUGGAGGAAGACGAAGUGGAACUGCCUUCCUUUUACCCCACAUCUGUCUUUACCAGGGACCUUCUUCUCAUCGACGACCAGGGCAUUCCGUACACGCUCAGUCCGGACGGACUCAGGGUGCCGCAAGUGGAUGUCGCCGUCUCCGAGGGCCCGGUUGAGAACGAAGGGGCCUCGCAGUUGCCCAACGCAGCAGUUUCAGACCUCAGCCAAAGUUUGGCCGAUGCACUAAAUGCACCUUCCGGUGAUCCGAUGCCUUCACGGGUUUCCGAGACGCCGUCUGUGACGCCACAAGUCUUGACUGGUUUGGAUACGAAUCCCUCCGAAGGCUGUGGACAAGCCAUCCCCAACCAGCCCAUCCAGAUUCUUACCACGCCUUCCUCUGGGGCUCCCAUUCUGCUCCCCUCUGCUCCACUGAGUUUUUCUCUUCCUCUGUCUGCCACCCCCGUCACCGCUGAUGCUUCCGGCCCAAUGUUCCUCCUCCUUUCCUCCAGUGGCUCCACCUCCACCCCGAUCGCCAUCCUGAACCCCGCCACCGGUCAGCUGUCCCAGCUUUCCCUUCCCCUGGCUUCCAGUAACACGUUGUCGUGCCCCGUCAUGGGAUUGGGCCUAAACAACCCCCCCGUGAUACUAUCGGGGGGAUCCGCCGGCAGCAUCCUGGCCCCGAAUCUGGCCCCCGUUUCCUCUUCGCUCAUUCCUACUCACGUCGCCUCCCCUGUUGGAAUUGAAGCCAUACCUACCGAGCAGGUCUCGAAUGAGAGCGAUAAGCCAUCAUCUUUAAGAACAGCCGCUGCUACUUUGACCCCCGAACCCUCAGACACGCGAUUGAUAGACCCCGACCCCUUGGCGGACUCUGAACGUUUACCCCUGGACGACCACAUGUACUUUUCCAGUGCCGCCGCUCCUCCCUCGCCACCAAAACUGGAGCCCCUGGACCCGCUGGACCCAGCGGACCCGCUUUCUCCCACGGAGUCCUCCAACGACCCUUCUGCCCGGCGGGUGCUCUACUGCCAGCUCUGCCCACGGAUCUUCUUUUACCUCUCGGAUCUGGAGCGCCACGCCAUCACGCACUCACAGAAGAAGCCUCACGUUUGCCAGCAGUGCGGCAAAGCCUUUAAGCGCUCCAGCCAUCUGCAGAGACACAAGCACAUCCACACGGGUCAGAGGAACUUCGUGUGUCCCAUCUGUGCCAAACGCUUCAGGGAGGCCGGCGAGCUCCAGCGCCACCAACGGGUUCACACGGGCGAGAAACCCUACCAGUGCCAACUUUGCCACACGCGCUUCGCCGAGCGCAACACGCUGCGACGCCACACCAAGCGCAAGCACCCCUUCCACCAAGUGGCCGUGGAAAUGCUCAACAACCGCGGCGGCGGUCGUCAUGAGGAAGAGGAGGAGCCUGCUGAAUGGUACAGCUCCACUGUGUCUCAUCUCGAAAACUCUGAUUCCGAAACGGAGACUUAAAAUGUCCCAGACAUACAAAGACGGGAGCACUUGCAAUAUUCAUAUUUAUGUUUUGAAAGCGACUUUAUUUUUAUGAAUGAAUGCUAUUUUCGUUGCAUUUCAAGACCCUGUAAAGUGACUUGGGAGAUUUGUUUCUCAAUCCAUUCGGCUUAGUUGGUGACCACAUGUCAAAGACUGACAACGCUAUUGCGGAGAGCAUGACACAUUUUUUUCAUCAUUUCACUUUUACUUGUUUUUGGGGCGUGGCCAAAACGGUGCCUGAUACACUUUGUGAUUUGUCAGGAAUCACCCGUCCCCUAAUAGGUAAGAACUUGAGCACCUUUGUUCGCCUCAACAGGUAUCCGGCGCAAUUGCGACACGCAGUUGGCUAGCCAGCUAUGCCUCCUCCCGAAAGGGCAUCUUCCCUUCAGAUAGUUAAUUGCCGUGGCUGCUUUCGAGUGCCUCAUAGUCAGCCACAAGUUUGCGCACGAUGCGGAGAAGGCGGAAAAAGCGAGGUAAAUUUUCUUUUUAAAGUCCCACGUGACGGCCAGUGUAGGGAAAAGGGGGUUUCGCACUGUCGUGACCGCUGUAGAGCGCCUCGUUGUUGCAAUGACCCGUUAAAAUUCCUCCAACUACUGGAGGGAUUUUUGGCAUAAGAAUGAUGCUCAUCCAAGUAGCAUCCAUUGCUCCAGUUGGUAGGAGUGGUAUUUGAUUGACCAUUGACAGUUGAGUGGGCGUGGUUUUAACUCGUGAAGAGAACACCGCCCCGGCAUUCAUGAGUGGAGAGAGCGCCUUAAUUUUUCAUCAUUUCAUGUACUUGCCCAUUUAUGUCAUCCUUCGUAUUUGGCAGGAGUCUUACCAUCAAUCUUCCCUGUGGUGUGUCGAUAUUUAUUUUCACUUAAAAGGGACUUUAAUGGGCAACAAAUGCUUUAUCAUGAGCUUUUUAGCUGAUUUUGACAGCGCAAUAUUGAAAUGGUAAUUUUGUUGUAAAUUCCCAACAUAUUUCCAUGCAAUUACAUUCCCGCACAAUCAAUGACGAGACCUUCAAGUGCUUAAAAAAAAAAAAAAAACCCAAAAACAUAACAAACAAAAAAACCCCACCUUAAACUCUUCUCAGCGUCUCCUUGUGUUCAACAAGGAGACGCUGCACUUCCUUGUAGUGGAAUCUGUAUUUCUUAACAGAACAGAAACACUGUGAGUCAUUUGCACUUGUUUUGUUUAGCACAAUAUUCACCUUUUUAUGUGGUGAAUUGAAAACAAAAAAGAAAGCUUUCUAUAUUUUGUUGCUGGCUGAUUUGAUGUAUUUAAUACAUAUAUUUCAAGACCAAA